GCCUGAAGCCUCUACUCAGCCUGAAGCCUCUACUCAGCCUGAAGCCUCUACUCAGCCUGAAGCCUCUACUCAGCCUGAAGCCUCUACUCAGCCUGAAGCCUCUACUCAGCCUGAUGCCUCUACUCAGCCUGAUGCCUCUACUCAGCCUGAUGCCUCUCUUCAGCCUGAUGCCGCCUGAUGCCUGUAUGCAGCCUGAUGCCUCUCUUCAGCCUGAUGCCUCUACUCGGCCUGAGACCUGUCGUUCCGCCUGGGGGUCCGGCGCCCGCCAUUCCGCCUGAGGGUCCGAGACCUGUCGCUCCGCCUGGGGGUCCGGCGCCCGCCGCUCCGCUUGAGGGCCCGAGACCUGUCGCUCCUCCUGGGGGUCCGGCGCCCGCCGCUCCGCCUGAGGGCACGAUGCCUGUCGCCCCGCCUGGGGGCACGAUGCCUGUCGCCCCGCCUGGGGGCCCGAUGCCUGUCUCCCCCCCGCCUGGGGGCCCG
Staurois parvus is the source of this 477-nucleotide messenger RNA. Lineage: Eukaryota; Metazoa; Chordata; Amphibia; Anura; Ranidae. The record is from the annotation of a GenBank genome assembly.